Didymella exigua CBS 183.55 is the source of this 801-nucleotide messenger RNA. RefSeq lists its product as uncharacterized. Bases 1 to 801 code for a protein of 266 amino acids. The transcript is spliced from 3 exons. NCBI's taxonomy places the organism in Eukaryota, Fungi, Ascomycota, Dothideomycetes, Pleosporales, Didymellaceae. Gene Ontology annotation, cellular component: endoplasmic reticulum; endoplasmic reticulum membrane. The record is from RefSeq and is a predicted model, not a curated record.
AUGGUUGCCUGGAAGCUCUCAUCUCUGCUCCUGCUCUCGUUGAGGGCGCUCAAUGCCUUCGCGAUCGAGGAAGUUCCCGAAGCCCAGACACCGAAGUUGAACGUCAAGAUCUCGACCUCCUUCCCUCAGUCUGAGGUCUUUGGCGUCAAGCUGAUCAACGGCCAUGCUACCGAGGCGCGUCUGUCCAUCUCCAACAACGAGCCUAAGCCCAUCGGCGUGAGCGUCGUUGGUGGCUCGCUCCUUCAGGAGGUCAAUGGUCAGCCCCAGGUCAUGCGCAACCUUACCGCGCAAAAGUACUCGAUUGAGAUCCCCGCCGGUGCUGAGGAGACUGUGCCCUACACCUUCUCCACCGAUCUCCACCCCCAGGAUCUCCGUCUCCAGCUCGUCGCCGUCAUGAGGAACUCUGAGAACGCCGUCUUCACCGUCGCCGCCUACAACGAGACCGUUUCUAUCGUCGAGAGACCCACCAGCCUCUUCGACCCCCAGAUCAUUUUCCUCUACCUCGUCCUCCUUGGUGCCUUUGCUGGAACCGUCUACUUCAUCUACAACACCUGGAUCACCACUUUCUUCCCCCAAAAGAAGGGUCGCGGCAAGGGUGGUGAGCGCGCCAAGAAGUCUUCCCAGGGCUCCAAGAAGGUCGACCCCUCUGAGCAGGUUGCUGUUGUUGGUGCUGAUGGCCCUGCCGUCACUUCCAGCGCUAAGUACGACGAGAGCUGGAUCCCUGCCUCUCACCUGCAGCGCCCGGAGGCCAAGCGCGUUCGCAGCGGUACCCCCAAGGUCAAGCCUACAAGGGCUGCUUAG